Messenger RNA from Paralichthys olivaceus (Japanese flounder), 2165 nucleotides. It is a transcript of the gene pctp, whose product is annotated as phosphatidylcholine transfer protein. Gene Ontology annotation, molecular function: phosphatidylcholine binding; phosphatidylcholine intramembrane carrier activity. The record is from RefSeq and is a predicted model, not a curated record. NCBI's taxonomy places the organism in Eukaryota, Metazoa, Chordata, Actinopteri, Pleuronectiformes, Paralichthyidae.
GUGUGAGCCGCUGACAGCUGUGUGUUGUGUGUGUGUGUGUGUGUUGUGUCCGGUGUGUCGUGUCCGGUGUGCGUUGUGUGUGUCUGUGCCGCAGCGGUCCGUCAUGUCGCUGCGCUUCACCGAUGAGGACUUCCAGAGAGCGUGGACGGAGCUGGACGAGCCGCAGCUGGGGGGCGGAUGGGAGCAUUUCACCGAGACCAUGGGAGUGAACAUCCACCGCCUCUACGACAAGGAAACUGGACUUUAUGAGUACAAAGUCUUUGGCGUGCUCGCCGGCUGCACCCCAGAGCUGUGUGCAGACGUCUACAUGGACUUGUCCUAUCGGAAACAAUGGGAUGGAUAUGUGAAAGAGCUCUAUGAGAAAGACUUUGAUGGACAGCCAGCAAUCUACUGGGAAGUCAAAUACCCAGCUCUCAUGUCAAACAGAGACUAUGUGUACGUUAGGGAGAGGAGAGACUUGAAUGUGGACGGCAGGAAGAUCUGGGUGAUCCUGGCCAGAAGCUCUCCAGAGACUCCGUGUGCAGAAAAGAGUGGCGUGCUGCGGGUCAAAGACUACAAGCAGAGCCUUGCACUGGAGAGCGACGGAGGGUGCGGAACUAAAGUUUUCAUGAAUUACUUCGAUAACCCCGGCGGUAUGAUUCCCAACUGGGUGGUGAACUGGGCAGCUAAGAGCGGGGUGCCAGCUUUCUUAACAGACAUGCAGAAGGCCUGCAGCAAAUACGAAUCCUACUGCCAGAAGAAAUGAACACGGCGGAAUGGGACUCGGGCUCAAGGGCUUAGCUCCCUUUUUAUCCUGUAUUACUUUAUGUUGUAUGUUGAAAUGUGAAUGCUGUGUGCGGGGUGAAAGUGGCACGGUGUGGGCUGCUACCUGAGGUUGUAGCUUGCUGUUGACUCAGGCAUGAUGACCAGCCUCCCUCCUAAAUAUCCUGGGGUGAUUUUAUUCUGAUCCAUUGUACUGUAAUGAUCAAUACUGUAUUCUCUUUUCUUUGACAUCAUUUGAUUAUAUUCUAAAUAUAUAUAUAUGAUCAGUUUUUAUUACUUUAGGCCCUAAAUGGUAAAACCAGCUCCUUUUUCACAGUCUUUUCAAGGCAGGAAUGUUUUAUGUUCUGUAGAAAAGGUACAAACGCUGAACAGGAAGACUUUGUGCCAGUGUUGCAUCAAAGAGUGAUCGUCUGUUAAGUGGAAAACUAACUUAUAUGAGCUGCAUAUCCGCCUUAAUUUAAACCGGUAAAAAGGACGGGAUUGGUCACAAAGUAAAAUAAGGAUAAUUGCAAAGAAAUGAUUUCUGUAUUACCUCAGCCAAGGAGUAUAUGAUUUCAACUGUGUUUAUUGGUUUGCAGGAUUGCUCAGAAAAUACUAGUCAGAUUACCAAAAAACCUGGAGGAAGGAUGCAGUCGGGUUCAGAUCUUAACAAAUGGUCAGAUCCAGGAUUUUUGACUUUCUUUGCAGCGUUUCACAGAGAACGAAUUCAUGAAUGUUGCCUGUAAUCAAGUAGUCUGACUGUCCUGCCUGAUUAUGCUCUUAACUGUAAAGACUACUUUGGCCACAGAUGUGAUCAUCAAACACUAAAAUUGAACAAGCUCGUACCUUCACUAUAAUUUGGGACUUUACAUAACGUGUGUAACCAGCAACCGGCCACCAGGAGGCGACUGAGAUGCUUUGGCUUCACUUUUGGGAGCCAUCAUGCCAUCUAUGUAAAAUCUAUGGAUCCGACUCACGAAUACUGAGUCCUUAUGACACUCAGGGGUCGGACUGUCCACAUGUUUACAGACAUCUCCUCUGAUGGUCUCCAGUUAGUUAAAGUUGCAGCUACCAGUCCCAACCUACAGAUCUGAUUUAUCAUGAUGUUUUCAUUCUUCUCACUGUCCACUUCAAUUCACUGGAAUUCACUCAUUUGUUACAAUGGAGUGAAAAUGACGAAUCAAGCACUUUUUAAAAAUAUGUUCGGCAUCUUGUCCUUUCUUGCGGGUUUAUUACUUAUGCAAACAUCAUGUUAUGGAUGCAUUGAAUCAAAGAUACAGUAUCUGAUUCGUCAUUGUAUUUAGGCUGCACCUCAGUACCUCAAUGCUCCUGUUGAUACACAUGAAUGUGGUUUAAUCUGAUUAUGAAAUGUUAUUACUGUGUAAUACUGCUGUGUUACUGGAAUAAACCUAAAUUUGACCUUU